AUGGCGGCGCCGCUCCUCUUCUACGAUCUCAGCCUCCUCCCGUCCUCUUCCUCCUCCUCCUCCGGUGACGGCGGCGAUGGCAACCCCAACUCCUCUUCCUCCUCCCGCCUCCAGCUCUUAGCCGCCACGGCGCGCGCUCUCGAGCUCGGCUACGCCGCCGUCGCUCUCGACCACCCCCACCGCGGCAUCCUUGCCGACUCCCACCGCUGCCGCACCGAGCCUUUCACGCCCCUCUCCUCUCUCCCUCUCCCAUCCUCCGCCGCUCUCCAUCGCCGUCGCCUCGCCCCCCCCGCCUCCGAGCCCUUCCGCCAGUACACCCGCAUCACCCUCUCCCUCGAUUCGGCUGCAGCCACCGCUUCCGCGCUCGCCCCCUCCGCCUCCCGCCUCCUCCGCACCUACGACCUCGUCGCAGCCCGCCCCCUCACCCAGGCCGCAUUCGAUCACCUCUGUCAGGCACCCUUCUCAGCCCAACACCUUGAUCUCAUCUCCAUCGAUUUCUCCUCCCACGGUAAGCUGCCCUUCCGCAUCAAGCCCCCAAUGCUCAAGCUUGCCCUGCAAAAGGGGCUGCAUUUCGAGAUCGCCUACUCCCCACUCAUUUCUACUGACGUCAAUGCCAAGAGGAACCUCAUAGCUGAAGUCCAGGUCAAUGUUAUUCUACUCCUACCCAAGGACCCAACAUUGUUUUCCCUUUGUGAUAACGCCUUGCUCUAUCGAGAAAACAGAAAACCACCUAUUUUCAGACACCAUAUGCUUUUGGUGGACUGGACUAAAGGAAAAAAUCUCAUCAUCUCAAGCGCUGCUCAUACUGCUUCCCAGAUCAGAGGCCCCUAUGAUGUCAUCAACCUAUCUGCUUAUUUACUUGGCAUUCCCAUUGACCGAGCAAAAGCUGCUAUGUCCACAAACUGCAGGUCACUUGUUUUGAAGGCUAUGAGGAAGAAACACUUUUACAAAGAAACAAUUAGAGUUGACAGACUAUUACCAAAUGAAGAGUUGACUUCAACAAAAUUCAAGCUUGCUGAUUGGAUUGAACAACCUAGUGAUCAAGAUCAAAUCCCAUCCGAAACUCAAGAAGAGACACUACAAGUUGACAGAACUGAAGUCCUGACAGAUUGUGGCCAAUCUAUCUUGCCAGCAUCUUUCAAUUAUCAGAAUGCUAUACUUGAGAAGGCCGAAAACAAUGAAGUUUUUGUGAAUCCUUUUGUGCAGCCUGGUACAGGUUGUUUUGCUGACCCAAAAAUUGUAGCCAAGCAUGUUGAAUUCGUGCAGGAUGCAAUGGAAGUAGAUACAGUAGAAUCAUGUAGGCCAAAACUCGUUGUCGGUGACAAUAUUCCUUCAACCUCUGAUACUAGUACGAAGCUAGCAUGUUCUGCUCUUCCCCAUGGCAUAGAGCUUUCUGGUACUAGUCUUGAGGAUCAGGGGCCAAGUCACUCUAGUGAAAUCCUAGCCAAUGAUAAGUCUUAUAUGAAAUAUCACACUGAUUGCACCUCUGGUGUGAGUGAGGUUCAUGAAAUUUCUUCUGGUGCUGAUGUUUGGCCUGAGGACAGGUAUUCAGAUAGGUCUAAUGGAAUUCAAGCUGAUAAUGAGGCUUGCAGAGGUACUUCAGAACCACUGGAGUGUCCCCCAUGUGGGGUAGAUGACAAGGCACCAUCCGAUCUUUCAUUUUACUCAAGUCAUGAAUUAUGCAGGGAUGUUAUAAUUCAGCCGAAAGUUACGGAGGGAAAAGUAGAGCAAAGUAGGGAUGAAAACAUAGUACAAACUGUGGAAAAUGAAGCAGAAUCUGUUGACACAAAAACAAGAACAUCUAUUUCAGUGGAACCUACGUCCCAUGGUCAGGAGAUCAGCUCAACUAUUCAUACAAGAAGCACUGGUGCAAGCUGUGAAAGUGAUGAGCUGAAAGAACAGAAUUCUAAGGACAUAAAUGCUUCUUUGGAUAAAAGUAUUGCUAAAACGCAUGAGCUACUUCUAAAAUUUCCUUAUCCAAGUGGUAAGGCUGGGAUGUCCACAGUCAGAUCAGAAAAGCGAACACAUAAACUAAGGCCGCACCAUCCAGCUUAUCUUCCUUUCUUGGGCUUCCUUCUGUCCGUUUGUUUGAAAAAGAAAAUAUGCAAAGUAGUUACAUUCUUACCAAGUAUUGUUGACUUUAUUGUAAAUGGAACAGAAACAUUUGGCUGCAUGUUUGCUCAAUCCUUUGAUCAGCCUGCCAUGGGUCUAUCUGACACUUAA
Messenger RNA from Miscanthus lutarioriparius, 2223 nucleotides. The record is from the annotation of a GenBank genome assembly. Lineage: Eukaryota; Viridiplantae; Streptophyta; Magnoliopsida; Poales; Poaceae.